AUGCUGCAAAAAAGGGAACUAUCCGGCCGGGUGAAUAUCAUGUGGUUAAAUUCCACCCGGCCGGGUGUCAACGUGAAGUCUGCCGAAGGUCAGAAGCUGCCGAGCAAGGGCGACCCGGCCGGGUGUAUGCACACACGUUCUAAAGGCUUGCCUCUAGAACCUUUUGAUCCGGAGAUCGAAGCAACAAACCGGAAGAGGAACGCCUAUAGGAGACUCACGCAGAAAAUUCAAGCUUCUUCGCCUAACAGCAUAGGAGCAUCUUCAGUUCAAAGCGACCUUUCACCCAUCCGAUCACCAGUUCAGGACCAUAUUUUGUUUGAUCCCGUUUCUCCUAGUCUGAUGGAGUACGAAGAGGGCAACAACGGUCCACCACCCCCUCCUCCCAAUUAUGCUGAGCUUCUACGACAGCUGGAGGAGCUGCGUCAACAAGUCAAUCAUAGACAAGCUGUGGUGCCUGUUCAGAAUCAGUAUGCAUACCAAGGCCAGGCAAAUCCAACUGUCCAUAGCAACAUCGCUGCCAACACCUUUGAGCUGAAAAGAGGACUUAUUCAGAUGGCAGAGAAUAUUGCUUUUAGGGGCAAAUCCACAGAUGAUCCGAACAAACACAUCACCAAGUUCAUUCAGAUCUGCAACACUACGAAGUUGAAUGGAGUGACAGAUGAUCAGAUUCGACUUAGGCUGUUUCCCUUUUCCUUAGAGGAUUCAGCAAAGGAUUGGUUGGAGAGCUUGGAGUCGGGCUCAAUCAGAACAUGGGAUGCUAUGAUGAACCCUGCGGAGAAUAUCAGAGAAGCAUGGGCGAGAUUCAAAGCCUUGAUGAAGCGAUGUCCUAAUCAUGGGCUAACCCCAACUGUUCAAGUCAUAACAUUCUUCGAGGGGUGUGUGCCUGAAGCACAACGGGAGUUGAACUUGAGCUCAGGUGGUAAUUUUCUGAAGAAAGGAGUGGAUGAGGCCAUGGAAGUAAUAGAAGAGCUCGCAUCUAAUGACGACGGAUGGAGCAACAACAGGAGUAAAGUACAUAGGGUGGCGUCUACCACAGAUCAUGAUCCUAUGAGCGCCCUAUCUGACAAGCUGGAUGCGCUGACUAUGAAGUUUGACUGCAUGGCAAUGGGGCAACCGACUCAAGAGCCCCAAGGAAAUAUGGAGGAUGUUAGCUAUGUGAACCAAGGGGGCAACAACCGGUACUACAAUAACCAACGUCCCAACUUCCAGGGUGGAGGAUAUAAUCAGUUUGGGAACAGGGGGCAUCCCAAUCUCUCUUAUGGGAACCCCAAUAAUGCUCUGCAACCUCCCCCGGGGUUCACGGUUACCAAUGGAGUGGUCGAUGAUCCGAAGAAGAUGACCACGGAAGACAUACUUAAGUCUUUCAUGCUACAGUCCAACAAGCUCAUGGAACAGAACAACCAAAGAAUGGAGAAGGUUGAGACAGAUGUGCAAAGCAUGGCCACUCAUAUGAAGAACAUCGACACACAGAUCAGCCAGAUUUCCCAGACUGUGAAGGACAGAGUAACGGAAAAGGCACCUGAAGAGGAGGAGUUAGUCGAGGAAGUUGAGACCGAGGCAGUACAAAUUACUCCCCCACCUAAGGAGAACGUGGUUCCAACUCCACCUGCACCACCUGCAGCUCACACUUCCACUGACGUGAGGAUUCCCUACCCUCAACGUGUGCAAACGAAGAAGACAGAUGCACAGUUCUCGAGGUUCUUGGAUAUAUUUAGGAAGGUGCAGAUAAACAUCCCAUUGGUGGAGGCAUUACAGCAGAUGCCCAGCUAUGCCAAGUUUCUGAAGGAUGUGGUUUCUAACAAGAGGAAAUGGAUGGAGUAUGAGACGGUGAAUUUGACUGAAAGCUGCAGCGCCAUUAUUCAAAAGAAGCUACCAGCUAAACUGAAGGGUCCAGGAAGUUUUACCAUUUCUUGCAUAGUGGGAGAUUGUCAAGAAGGGAGAGCGUUAUGUGAUCUGGGGCGAGUAUCAAUCUAA
Messenger RNA from Salvia splendens (bonfire salvia), 1974 nucleotides. RefSeq lists its product as uncharacterized. Bases 1 to 1974 code for a protein of 657 amino acids. The transcript has 4 exons. The record is from RefSeq and is a predicted model, not a curated record. Lineage: Eukaryota; Viridiplantae; Streptophyta; Magnoliopsida; Lamiales; Lamiaceae.